AUGAGAGUCCUCGUCUGUCCUUCCGGAUUUAAGGGCUGUAUCAAUUCACAUACUGCAGCAGACUGCAUCGAAGAAGGCAUCCUGCGUGCUCUACCAAAAGCUACCAUCCGAAAGGUUCCACUGGCUGAUGGUGGCGAAGGUUUUGUUCGUGCCCUAGUGGAUGCCACCGGAGGCCAAAUUCGAAGAUUACCUGUCAUGGGUCCUAUUGGGAAUCCCAUUUCCUCUUACUAUGGAAUCCUCGGAGACGAGCCGAAAACCGCAGUUGUUGAGAUUGCCGCAGCCGCUGGGCUCAGUCUUGUACCCCCUGACCGUCGAAAUCCUUGCAUCACAACCACAUUUGGCGUCGGUCAACUCAUUUUGGCUGCGUUGGAGGAAGAUGUGCAGCGCAUUAUUGUCGGAUGUGGUGAUUCUGGGACAAGCGAUGGUGGUGCAGGUAUGCUUCAGGCCCUCGGGGCACGCCUGGUUGAUAUCAAUGGAAACGAGCUCCCGCAGGCGGGUGGAGGUGAGACUCUAGUCUCACUUGCGGAUAUUGAUUUCUCGGGCCUGGACUCGCGUUUAAAGAAAGUGCGCAUUGAAGCCGUUUGCAACUGGAAAAAUGUACUUGGCGGGCUAUAUGGUGUGGCCCAUAUCUAUGGGCCCCAGAAGGGUGCUACUCCCAAGGAAACAGAAAUAUUGGCAACAGCCCUGCAUAUGUACGCCUCUGUAGCCGAGAGAACGAUUGGAAAAAAGGUUUCCAAUGCCCCCGGUAGCGGUGCAUCGGGAGGCCUGGGGACAGGGCUCCUCCUCAUUGGGGGGAGCUACGUCCAAGAUAUGAAGCAAUCAUGCAAAGGGGCAAUCGACUACCAGACUCCGAGAGGGAAAAUCCCAGCCGAGGUCGCAACGAGGGCUACGAAACACGGGAAGCCAGUGAUUGUUCUGGCUGGGUCCAUAGGAGAGAAUGCAGAUGCAAACUACGAUGUUGGCAUCAAUGCAUACGCAUCUAUCUUGCAGCGACCAUCAACCUUGGACGAGGCCAUUGAGGAAGCAGAACGACUUUUGACGGAAAGUGCAGAGGGCACAAUGCGAAUUGUGAUGGUUGGAAGAAUGCUGAAUGGCAGCUUUGUGAAUACGACUAAAUAA
This is a messenger RNA of Penicillium argentinense, 1119 nucleotides long. Its product is annotated as glycerate kinase family protein. The record is from RefSeq and is a predicted model, not a curated record. NCBI's taxonomy places the organism in Eukaryota, Fungi, Ascomycota, Eurotiomycetes, Eurotiales, Aspergillaceae. The transcript is spliced from 2 exons. Gene Ontology annotation, molecular function: glycerate kinase activity. Bases 1 to 1119 code for a protein of 372 amino acids.